GUGGUGAGUAACUGCGCGUGCGCGAGAAAUCGCACGAUCACGCACCACUGUUCGGAACAACGGGCGGAGUUUUUUUCUCUUUCGUUCCUGGGCGAUCGUCGGACUCAGUCGGACUCGGAUCGGCGAAAAGCUUUUCGCAUUUGACCGUCUAUUUAAGUGAACAUCGUUUUACCGAUCAUUUGCGAAACAAAGGCCUAUUUUCUAACUUCUUAACGACAAUAUUACUAGCUAGAGAAUCGCACUGCUGGACGAUCAAGGGGAAAUCUGUGUAACCAUCGUCUCCUGCCCUGGGUUUGGAAGUCGGGAUAAGCCGAUCGUAGGAACCCUGCAAGAAUUGCUUCGACGAUCUCGACGUCGGUGAUCAACGAAGGUGAAAACCAUAAAGUCCGACGGCGCAGCCAGGGAACAGGCGAGAGAGCCAACGUGGAACUGAGGCAGUCAUAAGCGUUCAUUUAAGUAUUCUUAUUUAUAUAUAUCGUGGAAGAAGUCCGUCACAAUUAAUAACGUACUUCUCUGAAAAUUGAUGUUACGUGGCGGUUGUUAGGUUAUAAGAUUAUGACUUUCCUCUCGGAUCUGUAGGCUAGCGGAAUUAAAACCGCAUUAUCUAAGUCGCUUUAUAUAAAAACAGGCCGUUUAUUACUUGUCGGUAGAAUAGAAUUAUAUUGAGUCGAUUGGAUAUACUACGUGUACGACAUUGUUUGCGAGCGCGGACAUCGCUUAUACCUAAUUGUAUCUCCGUGCGUGUCCUUCCGGACUAAUAAAAGAAUAAUUAAUUAGUAAAAAUGUUUUUCGAAGAAUGUAGAAAUUGUAAAAAACCGUUAACAAACGAAGCAAAUCUCAGGAAAUUGAGAAUUAUGUUUAUAGGCACCCCAAUUAUAGGAGGAAUAUUUGGCGCAUAUUUACUACCUAUACUUGGUUUUGGGUCUUCUGGAGUUAUUGGAGGUUCGGUUGCAGCCUCUUGGCAAUCGUCAAUUGGUUCAGUUGCAGCAGGUAGUUUGUUUGCAACUUUACAAUCUUUAGGUGCAACAGGAGUAGGAACACUUUUAUUUGGUUCUGUAGGUGCAGCAUUAGGUUUAUUAAUUUCAAUAGCAGAAUAUAUUGGUUGGUGCACAUGUAAUAAAAAUGUAAAAAAAAAAACCCAUACAGCACCGAAAGAUGACGAAAACUCAGACAGCUCCGAAUAUCAGGGAAUAUUAUACUCUCAUACGAAAAGUAUUCUGAUCGUAAAACCGAAUAAACGUAAAACUUAACGAGUUACAGAAUAGGCCUACAGUAGGUCAUUUUGAUAUAUACUCAAGAUAAACUU
Monomorium pharaonis (pharaoh ant) is the source of this 1306-nucleotide messenger RNA. RefSeq names its product interferon alpha-inducible protein 27-like protein 2B. Gene Ontology annotation, cellular component: membrane. The record is from RefSeq and is a predicted model, not a curated record. Bases 783 to 1250 code for a protein of 155 amino acids. Lineage: Eukaryota; Metazoa; Arthropoda; Insecta; Hymenoptera; Formicidae. The transcript is spliced from 3 exons.